CUUACAACCAAUGCUGAUCUUAUGGCUAGUCGUCAAUGGAAAUAUUAUAUUGAAACCAAUGAAUGGACACGUGCCACUUGUGCAUUAAUGGCAUGUUUAUUUACUAGAGAUCAAAUGGCUAAUUCCACUGUAUUAGGUCGUGGCGGUUCACAACGUGCUCGUCUUCCAAGUAAUCUAGUUGCUUAUGUUGUUA
Schistosoma turkestanicum is the source of this 193-nucleotide messenger RNA. The record is from the annotation of a GenBank genome assembly. NCBI's taxonomy places the organism in Eukaryota, Metazoa, Platyhelminthes, Trematoda, Strigeidida, Schistosomatidae.